UCCUGAGCCGGAUCGGCCAGGCAGCGCGUCCCCACGUCGGCAGCUCCGAGCUCUGCCCGCCAAAGUCCCUUCAAAUAGCGGCGACUCUUCAGUGGGAGAAGUUGUGGCUGUGAGGAAUGCCCUUAACAAAUCCCUGUCAUGGCCCCUGGGAUUAUCUACUCACCUGCGUUCACCUGGUGCCUGCUUUUCAUCACUCUCUGCUGUCCCUGUUGUAUGUCCCAGCCCCAAAAAGACACCACUGAAGGCCCUGAGCCACUGCCCACAGUCACUGGUGCUGCACCGACCUCUGAAUAUUCAUACCCUGAUUACAGGGGUAAAGGCUGCAUGGAUGAGAAUGGUUUUGUGUAUGAAAUUGGAGAGGAGUUCACACCGGGUCCUGCUGCCUGCCCGUGUGUCUGCACUGAAGAUGGCCCAGUGUGUGUCAAACCUGAGUGCCCUAGUUUGCAUCCUCGUUGUAUUCGAGUGGACACCAGCCGUUGUUGCCCUGAAUGCAAGGAAAUGAAAAAUUACUGUGAAUUUCGGGAAAAAAAAUAUAAACAGUUGGAGGAAUUUGUGGUUUCACCAUGUGAGAAGUGCCGCUGUGAGCCCAAUGGAGAAGUGCACUGUUCUGUAGCAGAAUGUGCUGAGGUUGAAUGUGUGGAUCCAGUCUAUGAACCUGAUCAGUGCUGCCCUAUCUGCAAAGAUGGACCCAAUUGUUUUGCGGGAGUCACUAUUAUCCCAGCUGGACGAGAGGUGAAGAUCGAUGAAUGCACAACUUGCCAUUGCUCCUAUGAAGAUGGCACUUGGAGAGUUGACCACCAGGCAACUUGCAUUAAGAAUGAUUGCAAGGAAAUCUAGACAAAAGAUUAUGUGAAAAAAAAAAUUUUUUGCUAUAUUGAACAUAAAAUGGGACUGAAAGAAAGCUGUUUUUGUACAUUCUGUAUU
Molecule: messenger RNA, 924 nt
Organism: Hemiscyllium ocellatum (epaulette shark)
Lineage: Eukaryota; Metazoa; Chordata; Chondrichthyes; Orectolobiformes; Hemiscylliidae
Gene: vwc2
Product: von Willebrand factor C domain containing 2
Exons: 4
Coding region: 139-837 (232 amino acids)
Biological process (GO): negative regulation of BMP signaling pathway
Cellular component (GO): AMPA glutamate receptor complex
Molecular function (GO): protein binding
Source: RefSeq, a predicted model, not a curated record